Sebastes umbrosus (honeycomb rockfish) is the source of this 1669-nucleotide messenger RNA. It is a transcript of the gene c1qtnf1, whose product is annotated as C1q and TNF related 1. NCBI's taxonomy places the organism in Eukaryota, Metazoa, Chordata, Actinopteri, Perciformes, Sebastidae. Gene Ontology annotation, molecular function: protein binding. The record is from RefSeq and is a predicted model, not a curated record.
UUUAAUACACUUUUUGCCGUUCUCUGUGACUCCUCACUCUUCUGUAUUUCCAGACUGUACUGUGGAUCAUUCGUUUGCAACAUUUAACCAGAUUGUCAUGUUACGUUCCCCCGUUUAGGGUCCAGGGGAUGGAGGGAGUAACGAUAAAUUAAACCCAGGAAAGAGAGACGGGCAACGGAUGAGGUCAAACAAAAUGAUACAAUUUAUUAACAAUAAAUGAAAACGUGUUGAAAAUGUCUUAAAUCUACUCUCUAACAGAAAGCGUUACUGCCAACUACAGCACAGCACUACAACCAUAAACACACUUUAUUCACUGCAAGGAAGCCGCUGCCGACUGGGCACACACGUCCACCACCGAUGUAAACCACGCAACACACAGUCUAAACGCUGCCGUCUUGCCCACUGGCCCCGUCGGCUCCUCUCUCCUGGUAUCUUAUCCGCACGGCCCUGAUGGUUACCAGAUCCAAAAAGCACAUGAUGACCACAGUCUGUGUGUGGGCCCUGCUGCUCCUCUGGGCCUGUUCAGUGGACCCCUACCGGACUCCUUAUGAUGAGAGAAAAGAUCCAGAUCCCAGUCAGGACCACAUGGAAACAAAGAACUACCACCAACAUGCCAGGAGUAGGGAGUGUCGAAGAUGCUGCGACCCAGGAGAGGAGACUCCCCAUCAGUACCAGCACUACCCACAGUACCAGAUAGUACCACAGAUCAACAUUACUCUGCUCAAAGGUGAGAAAGGUGCUUUUGGUGAACGAGGACCUCAUGGUAAAUCAGGCAGAGCUGGUCAGACAGGUCCUCCAGGUCCCAGUGGCAUAAAGGGCAGCAAAGGCAGCGCAGGCCUCCCGGGUGAGCCCUGCAAGUCCUACUUUGCAGCCUUCUCUGUUGCCCGUAAAAGUCUACACUCCACUGACUACUACCAGACACUGGUGUUUGACACAGAGCUGGUCAACCUCUACGGUCACUUCAACAUGUUUACUGGUAAGUUCUACUGCUAUGUGCCUGGCAUCUACUACUUCAGCCUGAACGUGCACACGUGGAAGAAGGAGACGUACUUGCACGUGAUGCACAAUGAGCGGGAGGUGGUGAUCCUCUACGCCCAGCCCAGUGACCGCUCCGUCAUGCAGAGCCAAAGCCUGAUGCUGGACCUCGAGAGAGAUGACCAGGUGUGGGUUAGGCUCUUUAAAGGCGAGAGGGAGAACGCCAUCUUUAGUGACGACUUUGACACUUACAUCACCUUUAACGGACACCUGAUUAAGCCCAAAACUGAGUUGUAAGUAGGAGGAAAAAAGGUUGUAUAUAAUGUCGUUAUUUUUAUACCUAAAUAUGCUCUUAAAAUGUCAAAUUAAAAGAUCAUAAUUUUAAUGACCAAUUACGUUUUGAAUAUCACCAGGCCAAUCACAACACAUCCUAAGGUAGAGGACUGUUAGCUAACUAACAUUCCCUCCAAUGUACUGACAAAAUGGAUCGGUACCAGCACCAGUAAAAGCUCUAAAGUAUAUUGGUGAGGAAAUAUGACCUGAAUACAUUAAUAUUUACUUGAUAUGAUCAGAAGUGGGCCUUAAGGGUCCCGUAUUGUAAAAAGUGCGAUUUUCAGGUCUUUUAUAUUAUAAAGCAGAUUUAAAUGCUGUAUAAAUACUGUUAAACUAUCUAAACGCUCAAUAUACGGAGAAA